This is a messenger RNA of Colletotrichum karsti, 4068 nucleotides long. Its product is annotated as ABC multidrug transporter. Gene Ontology annotation, cellular component: membrane. Gene Ontology annotation, molecular function: ABC-type transporter activity; ATP binding; ATP hydrolysis activity. The transcript has 13 exons. Lineage: Eukaryota; Fungi; Ascomycota; Sordariomycetes; Glomerellales; Glomerellaceae. The record is from RefSeq and is a predicted model, not a curated record. Bases 1 to 4068 code for a protein of 1355 amino acids. Gene Ontology annotation, biological process: transmembrane transport.
AUGUCGUGUCCAACAUCCAGCGACCAGUCCUUCGGACCACGGGUUGAUCCCGCGUGCCGCUCAUUCGACUUCACAUUGGAAUUCGAGGACAUCUUUUUUGCGUGUCUGCCAUCGGCACUCCUUGUUCUUCUCGCGCCAUCACGCAUUGUGCCUCUUCUUCGCAAGCCAGCCACCUUUGUCGUUCGAUCCAGACUCUUGGUCGCCAAAUUGGCAGUCCUUUCUGCAGUGCUUGGCUUACAACUCGCGUUUCUUGCUCUGCGAAUCCAAAUCUCCACAUUCAGGACAUCUGCCUCCCUUGGUGCCGAUGUGCUGGCCUUCAUUGCUACACUCACUGUUGUGGUGGUCUCAGUCCUCAACCACCAAAGGUCGCUUCGGCCUUCGACUCUAAUCAGCGUUUAUCUCUCCGCAUCCGUCGUCCUUGGGAUUCCAAGGGUCCGAACAAUAUGGCUGCUGGGGAAUUCGGGUCCGGUGCCAAUUGUUCAGGCAUUGGUUUUCACUUUGACCUUCACUGCGCUCGUCUUGGAGUCGAUCGAGGCGAAGAGCAGUCUAUCCGAGUCCGGUUUCCAAUACGAGAAACUCGCCACAGCUGAACAACGCAGUGGCUUCUGGGCAAGGACUUGUUUCUCGUGGCUGGCGAAUACCUUCCGUACAGGCUACUCCAAAGUCAUAUCCCUCGCUGAUCUACCUGGGCUUGAUCCCAGCCUGGAAAGCCGACUUUUGCACAAAAGCUUGGUCGCUGCUUGGAGCAAAUUCUUCACCUUCGCCCAGCCAUUCCUCAUCAAUACGACUGUAACCUUCGUUGGCCAGGACAGACCCGACAGCAACUAUGGGAAAGGCCUCAUCGGCGCUUGGGCGUUGGUCUACCUUGGGCUCACUGUUAGCAGCUCGAUAUACCAGUACCACAACCUUCGUUUCACCACCAGACUUCGUGGAGGCUUGAUCGCUCUCAUCUACCAGCAGACAGUACACACAAGAGAGGUCGACACGGGCGAGAUUACUGCAGUUUCUCUCAUGGGAACCGACGUAGAGCGCAUCUACAUGUCUAUGUCUGCGUUACAUACGGUUUGGGGCUCGUUGCUUGACAUCGCCGUGGCCAGUUGGCUUCUGGGACUUCAACUCUCGCUUGCCUGCCUUGCGCCCAUCGUGCUUGUGCUUUGUUUCAUCAUUGCCAUGUCGAGGAUCUCGGUGGCCACAAAAACAGCGCAGGUUCAAUGGAUUGAAAAGAUUCAAAAACGGCUUCAGGCUACUACGACAAUGCUGGGUGAGAUGAAGGCUGUUAAGAUGCUUGGGCUUAGCCAAGUAAUGUCAAACAACAUCCAAAACCUUCGUGGCGACGAGAUAGAGACUUCGAAGACCUUCAGAAAGCUUCUCGUGGCAACAUUGCUGUACUCUCUCACGCCCAUUACCCUCGCCCCAAUCGCGACUUUCGCCAUCUAUGUUAUUAUUUCGGUGUUUUGGAAGAAUGAGACACUGCUACCUGCCCAAGCAUUUACUUCCAUUGCUUUGGUAUCACUCUUGACUACCCCAGUAGUCAUGUUCAUACAGCUAUUACCGCAGGUUAUCCAAUCCUUCGGUUGCUUUGAUCGAAUUCAGGCUUUCUGCGAGGGUCCAAAUGAUCGAGUUCCGGAAUCAACCACUUCCCGGUACUCAACCACCCAGAUAUCGGAGGCAACAGCAAACGCAGGGGCUGACGAGCCUGGUGUUCUGAAAAGCCAGGUCAUUGCUUUCGUCGGAGAGAGUUUCGGUUGGAAGAACGACCAGCCGAUACUUCACGACCUUAAUGUCGAUAUCGAGAGAGACUCUGUCACGGUCAUUGUCGGCCCUGUGGGAAGCGGGAAAUCGACCUUUUUGAGCGCCAUUUUAGGCGACUUGAUCGCGAUCUCUUCAAACGCCAAGACAGAUGCUGCAGCUAAGCAAGAAAGGGAAAGCAUGGCGUUCUGCUCCCAGACCCCAUGGCUCGAAAAUGGAAGCAUCCGAAAGAACAUACUUGGGGUUUCGUCAUACGAAGAGAAAUGGUACGGCAGCGUCACUUCCGCCUGCGGUCUCGACGCCGACUUUCAGGCUGUGCAAAAGGGUGAUCUGACUUUAGUCGGGAGCAAAGGUGCAAGUCUCAGCGGAGGCCAAAAGCAACGUAUUGCAUUGGCGAGAGCUGUCUACUCCAGACGAAGGGUCGUUGUUCUUGACGAUGUGUUCAGCGGUAUGGACGCUCGUACUGCUCAUCACAUCUCUAUUCGCUUGCUUGGAUCCGACGGUCUCCUCAGGAGGCAGCACUAUUCGGUCAUUAUCGCGACUCAUAGCCACAAGAUCAUGUCGCUUGCGGACACCAUGAUCUCCCUGGAGAAUGUCAACUCGGCAGAUGCAGAGGACCCGAGUUCAAUGUCUCAUAAUGAUGUCAGGCGCAAACACGGAGAGAAGGCCGUCUACCAGUACUACCUCAGAAGUGCAGGAUGGAAGGCUGUGACGUUUUAUGGUGUCUCUGUUGUUGCUUGGAUGUUCUUCUCUGAGUUCUCCACUGUCUGGGUCAAAUGGUGGUCCGAAUCCAACUCAGCGAAGGCUAACCAAAGUGUCGGCUACUACAUGGGCAUUUACGCCAUGCUCGGGGUCUUGGGCACCAUCGGAGCUUCCCUCGCGGCUUGGUUUGCGUUCCUUGACAUCAUCACCAACACCGCCAUGAACUUGCAUUCGGAUCUCCUGAAAACAACCCUGUCGUUCAGCGAAGACAUGCAACUGCUCGACAUGGACUUGCCCUCAAACUUAGUGAACUACACUUCAACUUCUGUAUCGGCCUUGGCUAAAAUCAUCAUUUUGGCCGUCUUCUCUCAGUACCUCGGAAUCACUCUCCCGUUUCUCGCGACAGUCCUCUAUUUUCUCCAGCGGUUCUAUCUUCAGACAUCCCGCCAAGUACGUCUGCUCGGAAUCGAAGCCAAGGCACCUCUAUACACCCACUUUUCCGAAUCAGUCGCCGGUGUCUCCACGAUCCGUGCCUUCGGCUGGGAGAAACAAUACCAAGAGCGGAACUAUCGACACAUAGACUUGUCCCAACGACCCAACUACACCCAAAGCUGCAUACAGGCCUGGCUGUCUUUUGUACUCAACCUCGUUGUGGCUGUUUUGGCCGUCACUCUUGUGACUAUUGUGGUAAUAUGGCACGACAAGUUCAGCGCGGGAAGCGUUGGUGUGAGUCUCGUGAUGGUGAUCGGCUUCAGCGAGAUAUUGUCCCGCUUGAUCCAGAGCUGGACUAAACUUGAAUCCAGCGUUGGGGCAGUUUCAAGAAUCAGACACUUUAUGUCAGACACCGAAACUGAGGCUACUUCUGGAAGGAGAUCACCGCCACCACAGUGGCCGCUGGCUGGGUCAAUCAACUUCUCUGGCGUGGUAGCCUAUUAUGGGUCUCAUGCCAACCCUGUCCUCAAAGGAGUGUCUCUUUCCGUCCAAGCGGGAGAACAUGUCGCUGUCUGUGGUCGUUCAGGUAGCGGCAAGACAUCGCUCAUUCUCAGCCUUCUCCAGAUGAUAGACAUCAAAGAGGGUGCUAUUGAGAUUGAUAGUGUUGACAUUUCGACACUGGUACACACCGAGCUGCGGCAUUGUAUCAAUGUUGUAUCCCAAGAUCCUUUCCUCAUGCCUGGAACCAUCCGCUUCAACAUCAACCCGUUCGGACCGGCGCUGGAUGAUGAAAUCUUCAUUCGAGCCCUUGAAAGAGUUGGUGUUUGGACUCUGGUGCGUGAGCAAGGCGGAUUGGAUCAGGAGAUGGACGUCAAAACCUGGUCAGCCGGCCAGAAGCAACUACUCUGCUUGGCAAGAGCCAUGCUACGGCAUUGCAAGAUUUUGAUCUUGGAUGAAGCGAUGAGCAGUGUUGACAGUGAGACCGAAGCCGUCAUGCAGGAAAUCAUUGACACAGAGUUUCCUCACUGUACCGUUCUCGCUGUGAUGCACAGGCUGAAGCACGUCACCAGUUACGACAAAGUUGCUCUUAUUGGCGAUGGACAGCUUCUCGAGUUCGGCGAGCCAGCGGCUCUAAUUUCUGGGGAAACCCUUUUCUCGGAGUUGUACCGGAUGAACUCGGUCUAA